GCCUUCAAAAGAAAAAGGACAAGUAUAAGUCAUGGAUAGUAUGCGUAGACCCGAUCAUUAUUUACUGUUCAACGAGAGAAAACAUUCGUGAGAAUAACAGCUUGUAGCGAGCUAGUGUUAGCAUGUUUGUUGUUUAGUUAGCAAACCACAAGCUAAACAUGCUAGAAAAUAAGUAAAACCUCUCUACACGCUUCAGUCAGAAGUAUUAUAUCCUUCGGGGCGCUUAUUAUGUGAGAGAAAUACUUUAUAAGACCAUUAUUUACCUUAAGUUGUAGGAAACACGAGUUGAUAGUAAAGGAAAUCCCAAACCCGCCUCAGCCCCGGCAGCGCAGAUAUUUGAUUGGACGUAUUUUGGCAAAUCCUGGGCUGUGAUUGGACACAUGAUCCGUCAAUCAUUAUGACGACAUUAAAAGCAUUUCCCUCCCGCGUGGUGGCGACAGAAACUCAGUAGGAAAAUUAUGUGGACAGUGAAGGUGAUUGGAUUCAGUGUGCUGGCUGCCUCUGUUAGUGUGGAAUUGCUCAACUGGCUUCGUCGUAGAUAUAAAGCUAGAAAAACACUCAAUGAAGUCAUAUUUUUCCCUUCUGAGCUGGGUUGUGUGGAGCACCUGCUCAGGCCCUCACUACCUUAUCCUUGUUACUGUGCGUUGCCUCAUGGUGUUGAGACAUCCCUCUCUCGUCUCCUUCGCCACAUCCUGUCUGCCUCCUCAUCUCUGGACCUGUGUGUUUUUUCCUUCUCCAACAUGGACCUGUGCAGGGCUGUUCUAGCGCUGCAUCAAAAGGGAGUGAUCAUCCGUGUGCUCAGUGACAAGCAGUACAUUGCCAUCUCCGGCUCCCAGAUUGGGCCCCUCCGCCAGGCAGGCAUCUGUGUCCGCUCUGAUGUGGGCUCUGUCUACAUGCAUCACAAGUUUGCACUGGUGGACGGCAGCAUACUCAUAACUGGCUCCCUCAACUGGACACUGACUGCAGUGCAGGGGAAUAUGGAGAACCUCAUUGUCACGAUGGAGCCUGAAUUGGUGAGGCCCUACAUCCAGGAGUUUAAUCGUCUUUGGGAGAUCAAUGAUCCUCUCAAACAUCCCAACUCAGUUCAAGCAUUCUAAAGACCAUGACUGACUAUGAGAAAUACAAUGCUUGCGAUAUUGUUCAUUCGAUCAAAAAAGUCCUGCAAAUUGUUUUGGAUUCUUUAGAAUCUAGUUUGAAUAAUCAGUUUGCUUUUUGUUCAGUUGUUUGGAAAUUUUUGAAUGAAAAUAUGGAAAAGGUUACGAGAUUGUCACACGGAGAGUUGCAUAAUUUUUACCAUACAAACAUUGCUUCAGUGAGAGAAAUGCAGCUUGGUAGGGUUUCUUAGGUUAUUACUUCCUGUGUUUUCAGUGGUUUUGCCAACAUUUAAUUA
Messenger RNA from Boleophthalmus pectinirostris (great blue-spotted mudskipper), 1390 nucleotides. It is a transcript of the gene pld6, whose product is annotated as phospholipase D family, member 6. The coding region runs from base 459 to 1097 and encodes 212 amino acids. Gene Ontology annotation, molecular function: RNA endonuclease activity producing 5'-phosphomonoesters, hydrolytic mechanism. The record is from RefSeq and is a predicted model, not a curated record. NCBI's taxonomy places the organism in Eukaryota, Metazoa, Chordata, Actinopteri, Gobiiformes, Gobiidae. Gene Ontology annotation, biological process: piRNA processing. The transcript is spliced from 4 exons. Gene Ontology annotation, cellular component: mitochondrion.